Neofelis nebulosa (Clouded leopard) is the source of this 4191-nucleotide messenger RNA. RefSeq names its product TBC1 domain family member 9B (gene TBC1D9B). The record is from RefSeq and is a predicted model, not a curated record. The coding region runs from base 80 to 3853 and encodes 1257 amino acids. Gene Ontology annotation, molecular function: calcium ion binding. The transcript has 22 exons. Lineage: Eukaryota; Metazoa; Chordata; Mammalia; Carnivora; Felidae.
CCCGCUCGGCUCCGGCGCGGCGGCGACGGCGGCGGCGCUUCCGCCUGGCCGGCCUCGGCCCGGUGCGAGCGGUCCCACGAUGUGGUUGGGCCCGGAGGAGGUGCUGGUGGCCAACGCGCUUUGGGUGACGGAGCGGGCCAACCCCUUCUUCGUGCUGCAGCGGCGCCGCGGCCACGGCAAGGGCGGCGGCCUCACGGGUCUUCUUGUGGGCACCCUGGACGUGGUGUUGGACUCCAGUGCCCGCGUGGCCCCUUAUCGAAUCCUGCACCAGACCCAGGACUCCCAGGUCUACUGGACAGUGGCAUGUGGUUCUUCCCGCAAAGAGAUCACAAAGCACUGGGAAUGGCUGGAAAAUAACUUACUCCAGACGCUGUCCAUCUUUGACAAUGAGGAAGAUAUCACCACCUUUGUCAAGGGCAAGAUACACGGCAUCAUCGCAGAAGAGAACAAGAACCUGCAGCCCCAGGGAGACGAGGACCCCGGAAAGUUCAAGGAGGCCGAGCUGAAGAUGCGGAAGCAGUUCGGGAUGCCAGAGGGGGAGAAGUUGGUCAACUACUACUCCUGCAGCUACUGGAAAGGUCGCGUGCCCCGGCAGGGCUGGCUCUACCUGACCGUCAACCACCUGUGCUUCUACUCGUUCCUGCUGGGGAAGGAAGUGAGCCUGGUGGUGCAAUGGGUAGACGUCACAAGGCUGGAGAAGAAUGCCACACUGCUCUUCCCCGAGAGCAUCCGUGUGGACACCCGGGACCAGGAGCUCUUCUUUUCCAUGUUCCUGAACAUUGGUGAGACCUUCAAGCUCAUGGAGCAGCUGGCCAACCUGGCCAUGCGGCAGCUGCUGGACAGUGAGGGCUUCCUGGAGGACAAGGCACUGCCCCGGCCUUCCCGGCCACACAGGAACAUCUCGGCUCUGAAGCGAGACCUGGAUGCCCGAGCCAAGAAUGAGUGCUACCGGGCCACGUUCCGGCUGCCCAGGGACGAGCGCCUGGAUGGCCACACAGGCUGUACGCUGUGGACCCCGUUCAACAAACUGCACAUCCCUGGCCAGAUGUUCAUCUCCAGCAACUACAUCUGCUUUGCCAGCAAAGAGGAGGACGCAUGCCACCUCAUCAUACCCCUCCGGGAGGUGACUAUUGUUGAAAAAGCUGACAGCUCCAGUGUCCUGCCCAGUCCUCUGUCCAUUAGCACCAAGAGCAAAAUGACCUUCUUGUUCGCCAACCUGAAAGAUCGUGAUUUUUUAGUUCAGAGGAUCUCUGACUUCCUCCAGAAGAUGCCAUCCAAGCAGCCGGGUGGCAGUGGAGUGGGAAGAAAAGCCAGCACCAUGGAGCCGGCCCCAGAGCCUUGCCCAGCUCCUCCAAAGGCGUCAGAUCAGCUCACCAGUCCCUCCACACCCCUUGGUGGUCGCCAAAGCUCCAGCGUACAGGAUGCACCGACCUCUUCCCAGGGUCUACUCAAACUCUUCCAGAGAAAUUCGCCCAUGGAGGACCUGGGGGCCAAGGGGGCUAAGGAGAAGAUGAAAGAGGAGUCGUGGAACAUUCACUUCUUUGAGUACGGGCGUGGUAUGUGCAUGUACCGCACGGCCAGAACGCGGGAGCUGGUGCUGAAAGGCAUCCCCGAGAGCCUCCGGGGAGAGCUGUGGCUCCUCUUCUCUGGGGCCUGGAAUGAGAUGGUGACUCACCCUGGCUACUACGAGGAGCUGGUGGAGAAGUCCACAGGGAAGUACAGCCUGGCCACAGAGGAGAUUGAGCGAGAUCUCCACCGCUCCAUGCCUGAGCACCCCGCCUUCCAGAACGAGCUCGGGAUCGCUGCUCUCCGGCGGGUGCUGACUGCCUACGCUUUCCGAAACCCCACCAUCGGCUACUGUCAGGCCAUGAACAUCGUCACCUCAGUGCUCCUGCUCUAUGGCAGCGAGGAGGAGGCCUUCUGGCUGCUGGUGGCCCUCUGUGAGCGCAUGCUGCCCGACUACUACAACACCAGAGUGGUGGGGGCCCUGGUGGAUCAAGGCAUCUUUGAAGAGCUGACGAGAGACUUCCUGCCCCAGCUCUCCGAGAAGAUGCAGGACCUGGGGGUGAUUUCCAGCAUCUCACUCUCCUGGUUCCUGACCCUCUUCCUCAGCGUCAUGCCCUUCGAGAGCGCUGUGGUCAUUGUUGACUGCUUCUUCUACGAGGGCAUCAAGGUGAUCCUGCAGGUGGCCUUGGCCAUCCUGGAUGCCAACAUGGAGCAGCUGCUAGGCUGCAGCGACGAGGGCGAGGCCAUGACCGUCCUGGGCAGAUACCUGGAUAAUGUGGUUAAUAAGCAGAGUGUUUCUCCUCCUAUCCCACACCUCCACGCCCUGCUGACUAGUGGAGAUGACCCUCCCACAGCGGUGGACAUCUUCGACCUCCUGAAGGUGUCAUAUGAGAAAUUCAGCAGCCUGAGGGCCGACGACAUUGAACAGAUGCGGUUUAAGCAGAGGCUGAAAGUGAUCCAGUCCCUGGAGGAUACGGCCAAGAGGAGCGUGGUCCGAGCUAUACCUGGGGACAUUGGUUUCUCAAUUGAAGAGCUGGAGGACCUUUACAUGGUGUUUAAGGCCAAGCACCUGGCAAGUCAGUACUGGGGGAGCAGCCGCCCCACGGCUGUGCGUCGGGACCCCAGCCUGCCGUACCUGGAGCAGUACCGUAUCGAUGCAGGCCAGUUCCGGGAACUCUUCGCCAGCCUGACACCCUGGGCCUGCGGCUCCCACACGCCUGUACUGGCGGGGCGCAUGUUCCGGCUCCUGGAUGAAAACAAGGACUCUCUGAUCAACUUCAAGGAGUUUGUGACAGGAAUGAGCGGGAUGUACCAUGGGGACCUGACCGAGAAGCUCAAGGCACUCUACAAGUUGCACCUGCCCCCAGCCCUGAGCCCAGAGGAGGCAGAGUCAGCCCUGGAAGCGACCCAUUACUUCACAGAGGACAGCUCCUCAGAAGCAUCUCCUCUGGCCUCAGAUCUGGACAUUUUCCUGCCCUGGGAGGCUCAAGAAGCACUACGGCAGGAAGAGCAAGAGGGAGGUGGAAAUGAGGACGUCCAAGACAAAAAAGGAGAAGAGAAGGGGAUCAGUCCUCCAGACUAUCGCCACUACCUUCGCAUGUGGGCCAAAGAGAAGGAGGUUCAGAAGGAGACGAUUAAGGAUCUUCCCAAGAUGAACCAGGAACAGUUCAUUGAGCUGUGCAAGACGCUUUAUAACAUGUUCAGUGAGGACCCCAUGGAGCAGGACUUGUACCAUGCCAUUGCCACGGUGGCGAGCCUCCUACUCCGCAUCGGCGAGGUGGGGAAGAAGUUUUCUGUGCAGCCGGGCAGGAAGCCCCAGGACGGUGCACCCGAGGAGGAUGAGCUGCCCGCCCCAGACCCCCUGCAGGACCCGGCCCCAGAGCUUCAGCCUCCAGCUGCAGGCGACCCCCAGGCCAAAGCCGGGGGAGACACCCACCUUGGGAAAGCUCCCCAGGAGAGCCAAGUGGUUGGCGAAGGGGGCGGCGGCGAGGGGAGGGGCUCCCCCCCCCAGCUUCUGUCCGACGACGAAACCAAAGACGACAUGUCCAUGUCCUCCUACUCGGUGGUCAGCACAGGCUCCCUGCAGUGCGAGGACCUGGCCGACGACACGGUGCUGGUAGGCGGGGAGGCCCGAAGCCCCCCAGCCAUUGCCCGCUGUGGGGGCACCGUGGACACCGACUGGUGCAUUUCCUUCGAGCAGAUCUUAGCCUCCAUCCUGACGGAGUCCGUUCUGGUGAACUUCUUUGAGAAGAGGGUGGACAUUGGACUCAAGAUCAAGGACCAAAAGAAGGUGGAGAGACAGUUCAGCACCUCCAGUGACCUCGAACAGUCUGGACUUUCAGGCUGACGGGGACCUGGGCUUGUCUCUCCUCCCCUCCUCCUCCUCCCUCCUGUUCUCUUUUCUCCUUAAGGACACACCCCUCCUGUUCUCCCCAGAUGCAGUGAGUUGUAAUCAAGGGGAAAACAAGGCUGAACAGCCACAGUUGGGCCCAGACAGAGGCUCCCAGCCCCUUCUUCCUGCCUGCCUGGUGGGACCCGCCUUGGUCCCCAUGUAGUGUCAGAGGCUGUCCGUCCUGGCCUGCUCGCCCAGAGCCUCUGUGCCCCAUGCUGUGGCCAGGCCACACCACGCCCUCCACCCCUGGGGAGGAUGGGGGUUCCCAAAGCUGUGUAUUCGGUGGGGGGGGG